CGCUGCCAUCCGCCAUUUUUUGUUUUCUUUCUCUCGCCGCAGUUGACCGGCAGGUAGGGUAGAACCAGGUACAGUUGAACUCGGCAACAGCCAAGAAGCGAUAAGAGUGUGAUAUAAGAUCCAGCAGGACCUUCUCCCAAUAACUUGAGUUAUUUGGACCAAUCCGUUUAUGACAUGGUAUCAGAGCUUUUUGUGACCGUGAGGUCUUCUGUUCAAUUCCCGAUAACCUCCACACGGUGUCCGGACUUGUGCCUGGGUAUAUGAUCCACGAUUGAACCUCUCCCAACAACUCGAGUUAUUGGGAUUAGGACCAACUGGUUUACGACAGAAGCCACCACUUGAAGCUCCUCAUCACAGUUGGUCAAUCAUCAUUGCUUCUUUUUUCCUGCUGAUGGGUUUUCUAAUCCUUUGGUUUGGCUUGGCUUUUCUGGGGAUCUAGCCAGUGGAGUGGACUGGCUGCUGAAAAUUCCAGUGUAGUAAACAUGUCAACAGCCACUGUCUCUCAGAUUUCAGCAGACCAGUUCCGUACUGAGAGUGUAUCAGCAACUACCGUCUUCAAGGUUUUUAGCUGUCUCAGCAAACUAGUGUGUUUCUUAUGCCCUGAAUCAUGCCUUCAAGGUCUAUGAUUCUUCAAUAGUCUCGGAUUCUUCCAAUAUGCACAGCCAAGCAACUGCUUAUGCAAGACUGGCAGAAUCUGCGGCUGUUAAGGCUAAGUUUAGAUCCAGAACAGAAGAUUGAUGAUCUGGGUAUUCUUCACAUUUUGCCUGUUUUGGCUGAAAGUACUGGGAUGCUGCCUAACCGUCAGGGUAACAGGAAUGGAUCAGACAUUUUGUUGGAAGCUAUAGUAGAGGCUGAGGUGGCUCGCAAUGCUAAACAUUUCUUCGUCUAACCUGAAAAUCAAAGAAAGCAGGAUGGCGAGGUAAUGUGCUGUUCAGGUUUUCAUUUAUGUUGCUGGAACUUAAAUUACAUUCAGGCUGAGAAGUGCAAGAAACUCCAGUGUGAUCCCAAACUCUCUGAUCGCAUGCUGCUGCGAGCUUCGAAUGUUCAAAGUAACAAUGACUAGUUUUGUUAGGUGAACGAGCAAAUCGGCCGUUGCUUUAAACUUUAAUUAAUAGUGUGAUGCGUGUAGCCAGUGAUGUCGUAUUGUGUUGACUUUAGAAUUUGAUGAUGGCUUUCCACAGUACUCGUUGAACACACGUUCACGUGGUGGGAAUUUAGGUGCUGGAAUAUUGUUGUUGUCUUGUUGAGGCUGAUUCAUAAAUUAUGAUAGAAGGAAUUAAUAAAACAACCCUAUUCCUGAUCGGGUUUUGAUGAUAGAAAAAAGUUAGGUACUUCGUGUACUUGUAUUCAGUUUUCGUUGGAACAUUAAAAGAGUAGUGGUCGGGUUUAUUGUUGGCAGUACAAGUUAUCAACAUUACUAAACCUUGCUAUGUACUUAUUAUUGAUAUUUGCAUUGUUAUCAAAUCGAGCCAAACAGGUUGAUUGAACCGGUAAAAUCGGGAAUCAGCCGCCGAUUUGGCUCGAAAGAAGGAAAGAGUCGUUAGCUUCAGACCAGUCAGUCGGUGCCGGUCUGAACAAUUAAUCGCUUGGGAAACUUGAACCACUCAGACUAGUUUUCAGCAUUUUGCCCAUCCUUUAAAAAACUAAUAAUAAAUUUCCAUAAAGCGAACCUAUUCCUGAUCGGGUUUUGAUGAUAGAGAAAAGUUAGGUACUUCGUGUACUUGUAUCCAGUUUUCGUUGGAACAUUAAGAGCUAGUGGUCGGGUAGUUAACAACAUUACUAAACCUUGCUAUGUACU
This is a messenger RNA of Linum trigynum, 1798 nucleotides long. The record is from the annotation of a GenBank genome assembly. Lineage: Eukaryota; Viridiplantae; Streptophyta; Magnoliopsida; Malpighiales; Linaceae.